Molecule: messenger RNA, 4722 nt
Organism: Scomber scombrus (Atlantic mackerel)
Lineage: Eukaryota; Metazoa; Chordata; Actinopteri; Scombriformes; Scombridae
Product: secretory carrier-associated membrane protein 1-like
Exons: 9
Coding region: 121-1137 (338 amino acids)
Biological process (GO): protein transport
Cellular component (GO): trans-Golgi network membrane; recycling endosome membrane
Source: RefSeq, a predicted model, not a curated record
CACACACACACUUACUCACACUUACACACACACACAAAACACAAACGGGUGGCUUAUUUUUUGGAAGUGACAUUAAACACAUUAAAAAACCCACUGUUCCCCCUCUCCUCCUCUCGCAGGAUGUCAGAUUUCGACAGCAACCCUUUCGCCGAUCCGGAGAACAACCCGUUUCAGGAUCCAUCAGUGACACAAGUAAGACCGACGGCUCCUCCGGGCUUAGAGGAGUACAAUCCCUUCUCAGAUGGCAAACCAACGCCCCCGAACAUGGCGCCCAAACCGGCACCGAACUCCAACACCACACAACCCGCCAUCAUGAAUCCCACAGAGGAGCCUCCGGCCUACACGGCCUUACAGCCUCGGGGACAGGAGCAGACGAGAGCAGCUGCUGAGCUCUUGAGGAGGCAGGAGGAGCUGGAGAGGAAGGCUGCAGAGCUGGACCGGCGGGAGAGAGAGAUGCAGUCCCUCAGUGCUUCAGGAGGAAGGAAAAACAACUGGCCUCCCCUACCAGAGAAGUUCCCCGUGGGUCCGUGUUUCUACCAGGACAUCACUGUGGACAUUCCUGUUGAGUUUCAGAAGACGGUCAAGAUCAUGUACUACCUCUGGAUGUUUCAUGCUGGGACGCUGCUGGCAAACAUGGUGGGCUGCCUCGCCUGGUUCUGUGUGGAUGCGUCACACGGGGUGGACUUUGGCUUGUCCAUCCUCUGGUUCCUGCUCUUCACACCCUGCUCUUUCGUCUGUUGGUACAGGCCGAUUUAUGGAGCUUUCAGGAGUGACAGUUCAUUCAGGUUUUUUAUUUUCUUCUUCGUGUACAUUUGUCAGUUUGGCAUCUACGUGCUCCAGUGUAUCGGCAUCUCUGGUUGGGGAGCCAGUGGGUGGAUCUCUGCUUUGAUGGGCCUGAAUACAAGCAUCCCAGUUGGCAUCAUAAUGAUCCUCAUCGCUGGUCUCUUUACCGCACUGGCUGUCAUGUCCCUCAUCAUGUUCAAAAAGGUCCAUGGGAUGUACCGUACCACCGGUGCCAGCUUCGAGAAGGCCCAGCAGGAGUUCGCUACGGGCGUCAUGGCCAACAAGACGGUCCAGACGGCGGCCGCUAACGCCGCCACCAGGGCUGCGACGACAGGCUUCAAGGAGCAGAUCUGAUCGGCGCCGCUAAGCCCACUCAUCUCUCCGUCCUACCCUUCCUUCUCCUCUUCUUCUCCCUCCUCUUCCUCUCUCAGUGCGACACCCAGCUACCGUCGAGCCAGCCGCCCCUGUUUGAACGCAUGAAGAGCCUCCGCCUCAUCGCCGUCCUCCCAUCCUCAGCCUUCUGACGUUAUCUGCUGUAUGAGUGCAUUGCAGUUGGCCGUCUGCGAUCCGUUACCUGAGGGAGAAAUUUGGGAACACUCAAACAGGGCUUCAGCUCUCUCCGUCCCUGCUCCACCGACAUCAUUGUGCACUCUCAUCUCUGACUCUGGGACUCGUCACCCCCUGCAGCUGCACUCCUACCACUCAACCAGCGUGCUCGACUUUAUUAUUAUUAUCAUGAUUUUUCUGUGUGUUUGGCCAACUAAAUGAAUGUUUGCGUGCCUCUAUAUACAAGUCGGUGCCGCCUCGAGGCCUAUCUGUCUGUCCUCUGUAGACAGAUAACACUAAUGUAGCUGAACCAAGUCCCCUUCUUCUGAAGUUACCUGGGCAUUUCCACCUCUGUACCCCCCCCCCCCCCCCCCCCCCUCCUCUGUGUGUCUGAGCCUGUCUUUCAUCUAUCAUAAUCUAAUCACUACUUCCUAUUUUUAAAUUAAUUUAUUACAGGACAGAUGGACGCCGUCGAGUACUGACUAAAGUAGUUUUCUUCUUCAUUCAGCAGCAUUUUCUCUGAUUUCGCUCCUUCCUUUGCUGUUUUUUCCCCCCCAUGGUUACAUAACUUAACACUGCUGCCCCCAGGUGGAGUGACUUUUUAUUGCUGAAGAUGAAUGCUGUGCAUUCCAGUUCACUGCCUUGCCUUCUACCUUCUGCUUUCCUCAGAUUUGGGUUUUAGAGAGUGUGUAGCUUUCCCUUAAAGUGACGCUUCACCCAAAAUCAUACGUGUAGGUGUGUAGGGCUGCAGCUAAUGAUUAUUAUCACUAUAUACCAUUUACAAUCAGAAAAUAGUUUCCCAGAGCCCAAAAAAACAUAUUCAAUUUGCUCUUUUUAUCCAACUAACAGUCUAAAACCUGAAGAUGUUUCAUUUAAAAUCAUGUCAAACAGACAAAAGAAGCAAAUUCUCAUAUUUUAAGAAGCUGUUUUCCAAUUAAUUAACUAAUUAGUCCUUCUUCAGCAUCUACCAAUUAUCAUCUUGAUUAAUUGAUGUCAGAAAAUAGUGAUAAAUUCCAAUCACAGUUUCCCAGUGUUCAAAAAGACAGAUUCAGAUUACUCUUUUUAUCCAACCAACAGCUUAAAACCUGAAGAUACACAAUUUACAAUCUAGUAAAACAGACAAAAGAAGCAAAUUCUCAUAUUUUUGAGAAGUUUCUUGCCAUUUUUGCUUGAGAAAAAAAGAUCAAAAUUACUUCUCAGGAUUUCAAUUAAACAACUAAUCAUUUAAAUCUUUCUUGAAGCUCUGCUAGAGGUUGUUUUUAAAGCCAUAUUUUGGCAAAACUUAAGUGUUUUUCCACAUUUUUUGGGGUGCUGAGCCAUGCUGUCUCUCUGUGUGUGUGAUUUUCCACUGCUUAGACUUGUAGACCUUGAUGACAGUUUGGAGGUUUGCUGGCUUGCAGAAAAAAUGCAUUAAGUUAAUGCCUGUUGUCUACAGUUCUUCAAUUCACAUCCCACUGUAGCUGCUUUCUGCUUGUAUUAUUUCCUCUCUGCAGCGUUUAUUGCUGAUCUGCUGACCCAGUAGCUCCAAAUAUCUCCAGAUCUUUUGUUAUGUCUACCUGUCUUUAUUAAAGAAUGGUAACUUCUUCUCGAUGAAAGCCUCCCAUUAGAGAGUGGAACGCUUUUAAUACGAGGCGGCAAUAGCAGGAAAUGUUGAGUUUUCAUCGUUGGUAGAUCAACGCAGCUGAGAGCGAUAAGUUAACAGUAAAAUAAGGCAACUCGAGCUAAAGGAGCAACUAUAAUAAGGUUUAUGCAGCAUAGUGAACUUGUAAAUGGACAUUGAAUCUAUUUUAAAUUCAAGCUGCAAACUGAGAUUUAGAUUUUUUGAUUUUUGGUUGAAUUUGUCACUUUACAAAGUUUGCUUUCAAGUAUUAAUUAGCUUAAUGUCUUUUUCCUAUAAUUGAUCUUACAUAGCCAUUGUGAAAUAACGUUUGGUUGCACUUUAACCUGGUUUAGCUGGACUGGAAGGAUCUUUAUAACAUAAGUGUAUAUAUAUAUAAUAACGGCCUCCUCACACCUUCCUGCUCAUUAAUAUAGAUGUUUUUUAAAAAUUCAUAACAUGCACCAGCUGAGUUUGGCCCAGUUUCCACAUGAAGCCUAUUUUUUUGUGUAAUUUCCUUGGAAUUAAAAAAAAAAAACGAAUCAGUUACACAGUUAACAUAAGAGAGCGAGAGAGAGAGCCACUAUUCUGUAUAUACAGCUGCAUGUUUAUACAGCCGAAGAAGAAGAAGAAAAAAAAAGUAACUCGUCUCCAGCUUUUGUUGCGUGCCGGAGAUUUACCUCAGUUUAACUCAGGAUGUGCUCUUCACUUGCAUGACGAGGUGAAAAAUUAAUUGUUUGAAAUGAAGCACCGACUGGCCCCUCCCCCCUCCUCCCCUCUCUCAUUGGUUUUAAAAUAUAUAUAUAUGUGUGCUGUAUAUUUGAUUUAUCGCAAUAAAAAAAUAAAAAUGACUUUAAAAUAUGUGAAAAAUAAGACGGGCCAGUCAUGAUUGAAUUACAUUUUUCAAAAAAAUUGCCUGCAGAUAUUAUAAGAAUCGUGCUUUGACUAUCAUUGAAAAUCAAAAGCAUCAAAUCUGAAAAUCAUUCUUGUGAGUCUUUUAAUUUCAAAAAUCAUUUAACCUACGAAAACAUCCUCGAAUUUUUCUCUUUGUUUUUCUUUACACACUGUAUGAGACUUGUGUUGCUACAAUGGGAGCUUUUGAAUGUGUCCGAUCACGUUGUCUUGUCAUGGUUUCAUGUUUAAACCAGUUAAGCCUUUGUAUGUAUGUAUGUGUGCUGUGUAGGAGUGUAAAAAAUAGAGGGAAUUGAGCCUUUAAAGUCUUAAUUUGUGGAUCUUUGAUGGUUCUGAUUAACUGGAAACUUUUAAAAAAUCUCUUAAGACUUCCUUUUUUUUCUCUCUCUGCUGACUUCUCCUUUUGUUAAACUUCAUACUGGCUUCAUUUGAACCAGUACCACCAGUACAAGUGUAUGCAUCAGUACAGUUAUGUACAAAGCAACGUGAGGUUAUUACAGGACUUGCAGAACCUUGCUGAUUUUUUUUUCUUCUUUUCGAUGAUUAAAUGUGAGAAAGGUGUUAGAUCGCAACGCAACGUGAACUGUGUGAUGUGCUGUAGCUGGACUGUGCUGCUUUACAGCUCUGCUUUAUAAUCAAACAUGACGUGUGGGUAGAAAACACUGACAAUGACUUUCUUUUCUUCUCUUUAACGGUUACACAUUUAUCGAAGGGAUGUUUGUAUAUUUUGUAAAAUGUACAGAUCGGUCGGCUGUUUGCGCUAAAAACAAAAAGAUUCGGUGUAAUUUAAAAGAUGCACUCUGGUUUCACCUUCAGUCGCAUGUUGAGUAGUUUGAGUUUUGUAUAUUUAUUGUAUUAACACUAAAUAAAAUUCUUCUUCUGUA